CAUUGAUCGAUGCCAUUCUUUAAUCAGUACCCUGGUGUUUUUCAGACUUUCUAUCUGUUUCCACUGCUUACUGUCCUAUGUUGCAGAGAUUCUUCAAAUAAGUGCAUUUCUCGUGCCCGUUUGGGUGCCUGGGGAUGUUCUUGACACAAAAUUCUUUGUAAAAUUUGAAAAAGAUGGUGUUUCCCCAUUCCCAACCUUGUCUCUGUGCAACUUAGGGCACAUCCAUUAAUCCUCAACGCCGAUCCUCCUCCAAGUAGGCCCUGAAGCCCUGCAAGACGAGUUGUCGGGGUUUGGAGGGAAGAUGGAAGAGGGGGUGAUUGUUGAUGAGGAAGGACUAGAUGUUAUUUAUUGGAGAAUUUUGGAAAAUGGAUAUGCCGCCAGAGAGAGUUUGGAAGCACGAGCUUUCAGCAACGGCAGUGAUGAUAGACAACAAGGCCAGGCAUCAUCCCCUGCCUGGCCCAAUGCACAAAACCAGCCGCUGACUUGGCCUCCUCCACCACCAGAACUUGCAGAAAAGAAGAGUCUUCCACCACCCCAACCACCGAAUCCUGGCGGUUUGGUUGAGUCAUUAACAAGUCAAAAUCCAGGAAAUGGAAAACAUGUGAGCUUGGAGCCUUUGCGUUGUGGUAAAGCUGUUGCUAAUGCGAAUCAUUCCAUGACCCGGAACAAAACUGAUGAUGGAUCCUUCAGCUUCAACUUUGACGGUGAUCUUAUGGAAGCACUCUUUGGAUAUGUUGCUACAAACCGAAAAUCACCGAAAGGGGAGAGAAAAACAGGCCCAAUCCCUCAGAUUUUCAUUCUUGAAACACAGAAAUCGCAGGAUAUAGCAAUUGUUCUCAAGUCCCUUAGGAUUACCCGCAGAGAGAUUAUUGACGCGCUGAAUGAAGGAGAAGGCCUUAAUGCAGAAACUCUGGAGAAGCUCUGCAGAGUGGCUCCAACUAGAGAAGAAGAAUCAGAAAUCCUUGGUUUUGCAGGAGACCCAACAAGACUAGCUGAUGCUGAAUCCUUCCUCUUCCAUAUCCUCAAAUCCAUUCCAUCUGCCUUCUCUCGUUUCAAUGCAAUGCUUUUCAGAUCAAACUACACCCCAGAGAUAGGCCAACUUAACGAGUCUUUACUGACACUGGAACAGGCUUGCAAUGAGCUUAGAGGUCAACGACUUCUCAUGAAACUGGCAGAUGCCGUUUUGAAAGCAGGGAACAGAAUGAAUGAGGGCACUUCAAGAGGAGAUGCACAAGCUUUUGGCCUAACAGCUCUCACGAAGCUUUCUGAUGUGAAGAGUAUUGAUGGGAAGACUACAUUGCUUCACUUUGUCGUCCAUGAAGUGGUGAGAGCAGAGGGAAAACGAUGUGUUUCCAACCGUGAUCUCAAUUUAAGUAAAAAUGACAGCCAAACCAGCAGUACUGCAUGUUCGCAUUAUGACAAAGAGAAGGAUUACAUCAUGCUUGGUUUACCUGUAGUUGGCGGCCUAAGCUCUGAGUUCACCAAUGCCAAAAAGGCUGCCAUGAUAGACUGUGAUGCUCUUUCUACAACAUGUUCGAUACUAUCGUCUCAAGCAUCUGAAAUCAGGAAAUUUGUAGCACAAUGUACUGCCGCUGGUGGAGGACGGUUUGCAACAAAAAUGAAAGUUUUUCUAGAUAUUGCUGAACGGGAGAUAAAGGCAGCAAAGGUAGAACAUACAAGAGUCAUGGAGCUUGUGAAGAGGACAGCAGAUUACUAUCAAGCAGGAGCUUCAAACAGUAGAUCAUGGCAGCCACUUCAGCUAUUUGUUAUAACCAUGGAUUUUCUUGGACUGGUUGAUCGUGUUUGUGUUGAGAUUGCAAGCAACCUGCAGAAUAAAAAACUAGAAGGUCCUACUGCUGGAUCAUCAUCAUUAACAGAAGAACCACAGAGGAGAGCGGUCAGGUUUCCCAAAAUCCCAGCUAAUUUCUUGUCACAGCAGGGAAAGAGCAAUCCAUCUGGAUUUAGUAAUUACACGUAAAUAGAUAGGCAGAUUAGAGAAUUGAG
Cuscuta campestris is the source of this 2004-nucleotide messenger RNA. The record is from the annotation of a GenBank genome assembly. NCBI's taxonomy places the organism in Eukaryota, Viridiplantae, Streptophyta, Magnoliopsida, Solanales, Convolvulaceae.